Molecule: messenger RNA, 7618 nt
Organism: Nanorana parkeri
Lineage: Eukaryota; Metazoa; Chordata; Amphibia; Anura; Dicroglossidae
Gene: TICRR
Product: TOPBP1 interacting checkpoint and replication regulator
Biological process (GO): mitotic G2 DNA damage checkpoint signaling; DNA replication; response to ionizing radiation
Cellular component (GO): nucleus
Molecular function (GO): chromatin binding
Source: RefSeq, a predicted model, not a curated record
AAGUUUGUGACCCGGAGCAGCGGGGAGCUUGGGCGACUGUGCACCGGAGCCGCCAUGGUGUCUUCCUACAAUGUGGUGUUACUGGUGGAUGCCGCAGACUCGGCCUCGAAGGACCGGAUUAAAUUGCUGUCCCUGAGGCUGCUCAACUACCUGACGUGUCGGGUAGGCCUCGGACAAGUCCGCUGGAGUUAUCGCUUCCUGAACUCUUCGGGGGGCCGCUGUAGACCUCCCCGUCGUUCGGAGUUGAGGGAGCUCGGGCCUCGCAGCUGGGAUGAAUUCGAGGAGGAGCUGGAGGCCUGCUGGGAGGGAGGCCGGAGCAGCCGAGCCUCAAGUAAUACCGCCAAGCCGGCCGUGGUGAGGGGGCGCCGGGGGAGGCUGAUCUCCGUGGAGGAGCCUCUGAAGGCUGAGCCCCAGGCCGGCUGUAAGAACGCCGUGUUCCUCCUCUCUCCCUGUCCGCACACCCGGGACCAGCUCCGACACUUCACCGCCGCCUCCGGACAGGACAUCGGCCUCCAACAGCUGAUGGACAGACUUCUGCCCCGGGGCCUGCAGACCAUCGCCACCAGCAAGAGGGUCACUCUGUACUGGCUGGACACCUCCGACUGGGCUCAGAUUUGGGAUUCCUGUGAUCAUUAUGGGUACUGGAAAAUGGUGGAAUUGAUGCAGUUGGUUGGUGGUAGAAUUUUGCCAUCUGAGCCUUUGUUGGAACCUGCACUCCAGCAAGUGUCAGCGAGGCCUCACGCUCAUGGAUCACCGUUAAAGAUUCCUUGUGAUUCUGUGCUGAGUUCUGUAAUCGGCAACGAUUGGGAAAUGAAAAGCCGAUUUCCUCAGCAGAAUGGCACUUUGUAUUUUACAGCAGCUGGUGGAAUGGAGAAGUGGGAAUGUGCUGUUCAUUUGGAACCUGUUUCUGUAAAUCAGAAACACUUCAAGAGUUUAAUUAAAAUCAUUUUAAAAGGAACAAUUCAAAACUGGAAAUGGCAUCAAAUGGGUGGUUUCUCAUUGGACACCUGGGUUCUUCAAAAUGUGCCCAACAGUUGUCAGACACCGAGCUUACCCUUCCAGCAGUUGCUUUCUGCUGCCACGUCCAAAGGGCUGCUCUUGCACUCCCCUGAGGCUGGUGACGCCGCGGCUACGGUCGGGGGAGUCUUCCUACCGUUUCCCUACUCGUCCUGGAUCCUGGUUGUGGAGUCCGGCCUUCGCUCUGCGGGGGUAUGUGUGUGGGGUCUGCGGUGGAUGUGUCGUGGGGACCUGGAGCUGAGUCGGUGGGGUGGUUUUGUGCGGGUGUGCAAUGUUCGCAGGGAUGACGCCCCUACAUUGCCUUGUGUGGGCUGUGGGCAGCGCUCUGCGGACCCCUCUAGAUCCCCUCUUGUGCGUCCUGUACACCUGCGCUGCCUUUGCCAGUCGCCCGUGCGUCCCUCUGGUUAUUCAGGGGAGGUGGGGGGUACCGCAUUGUCCCUGGAGUCCUUUUCCUCUGUCACGGACGGUUUUUGUAACGCGCAUGGAGCGCGCCUUGACGCAGCGGCCACCUGGAAAGCGGGCUUUUACCCUUGCCAUCCCCUGCCUUGUCAGGGGAGUCUGAAGUGGAGGGGGAACUUCCCGCGACGGCUGAGGCACUUUUGUGGUCUCUGCCUCGGGCGCGCUCAUGCGUCUGGUCUUGGCGUCUGCUUUGGUCUCUCAGACUCUGAGUGGGCUAAGAUGUUACAUCAGGGGCUUGCGGAGGAGAAUGUCUCCCCCGUUUUCGUGGAAUUGGCGGACCAGUUAGUGCAAGGCCUUCGCGAUGUCUGCAAUUCGGCCUUGGAUGCGGCGCCCUUGGUGUCCAAGGUGUCCAAGGUGUCGGCGGUGAUACUUCGCCGUUCGCUCUGGCUUGAAUGCUGGUCGGCUGAUAUGGCUUCCAAACAGGCUCUACAGGUGUUGCCUUUUACUGGGGACCGUUUGUUUGGUUCCACCUUGGAUGGGAUCAUUGAGGAUCUGGCAGGGGGUGAGAGUGCCUUCCUUCCCCAGGCGCGCAGGAAGGAGCAGCGCCGUAGGCCUGGGCCUACUUUCUCCGCUCACAAGCGGCUUUUUUCGCCCCCCGACAAGGGCGGGUGGGGGGGCACCUUCAGCUCUUUGCGGAUUUUUGGUUGGCCCACGUUUCCGACUCUCUUGGGUCCGGGAGCUGGUUUCUUCGGGCUACAGUAUCGAGUUUUCUGUCCCGUCCGGGAAAACUGUUUUUCCCGUCCAACACGCGACUCGGAUCUCCGUCGCGCUGGGGUGGACCUUUUGUCCCAGGGGGUGAUUGUGCCAGUUCCGUCCUCAGAGAGGGUCAAAGGGUUUUAUUCAAACCUAUUUACUGUGCACGAGAAAGAGGGAGUGUGGCCCAUCCUGGACCUCAAGCGUUUGAACACCUUCGUGCGGGCCCGUCGGUUCCGGAUGGAGUCGAACGGGUCCGUGGCGGCCUGGCUUCGUCAGGGAGAUCUUCUGGCCUCCAUCGAUAUUCGGGUUGCAUACCCUCAUGUACCCGUUUGCGAGUCUCAUCAGCGGUCCUGGGUCUCAUGGGGCCUCCUUCGAGGCGGUGCCCUUUGCGCAACAUCAUGCCAGGACUCUGCGGGGAACAUCCUGGUUGCAGAGGUAAUCACAGGGGAUGAAUUGUCUCUGAAUACCGGCAUCCUGUCUCCAAUUUCUGGAACUGCAGCAGUUCUUAGUGUAAUCAGGAGUGGUGAAUCUCUAAAACUUGACAGUUCUUAUCUCGAUGAAACUGGAAAGGAAUGCAGUGAAGAAAUUUCAUCUGAUCUCCCAGAUAUUGUGAACAGCGUCCUUCGCCAUGUUUAUAGGUCCGAUGAGAGCAUAAAGUCACCGGAUGUUGCUAUGCCAGAGUGGAUUAAACAAGAAUUGUCACAAAGCAGUCAUUGGAGCUCUUCAGUUAUUGAGAAAUGGUACCCAAUAUCUGGAACCUCUGGGGCUAGCAGCAAUUUAAUGGAAUCCUUUAGGCUGAUAAGUGCAGCAUCAUUUGAUCAAGAUGAGCACAGAUAUGAUCAAGACAUAACGCAUAAUUUGUCAGAGGGCUAUCAAAAGAAGUCAAGUGAGGAGUCCGGAAGCAUGACCCAAGGAGACAACCGAAAGAAGCGUCUUCCUCGUACUCCUGUGAGGCAGAAGAUGAAGACCAUGCCCCGUGCUCUGCAAAUGUUAAAUGCAGCCAGAUUAAAUUCAAAGGCUCAAAAAUCACAGCCGGAGGGUGCACCCGCUGCUCCAGUUGAGAAGAGCUCACAAGGAAAGCGAAGAUCUUCAGAGAAGCCUGAGCCUCCAACUAAGAAACCAACAGGUUUCAAGUCGGAGGAUGAGUUGAUUUCCUUUGUAAAAGAGGAGUAUGAUAAAGUGGUGUCUGGAGAAGAUGUUUUGUUGCAGUCAUGUGCCAGGAAUGCCUUUACCACCGUUAAAUCUUACCUGAAGACCGUAAGCAGCACACAAGUAGAGGCUGACUGCAUAGAUAAAAUCAGGCAUCUCAUGAAGACCAGCAAAAUGAUUCGCCAGCUUUAUGGACAGAAUCCAGACAAAGAAGCCAAGCUCCGAGAAUGUCGGAUGCAAGCUCUGCUCAGACUGGAAAUGUGUGUACAGUGCUCUUCAGUACUGGCUAAUGAGGAUGAACUGGAGCAAGUUGUUGAAGAGGUAACGGACAUGCUACGGAUUAUUUCUCUGACAGAAGAUCCAUCCUUCUUGACAACAUUUCUGGCAACUGUCCUGGCAGAGUACAUAGGAAGCAUACCCAAAAUCCUGUCGGAUAUAUAUUUUAGCCUUGGCACGCAGAUUCCUGAAGAGCUGGCGUUAGUUCUUCCUUUAGAUUCCGAUGACUCCUUCAUACGUGAGGGGAAGACGCCCAUGUAUUCUCAGCCAUCCAUUUCCAGGGUUCCAAGUGUACCUCAGGUAGCUAAUGAGGAAGAUCAACUUGAAGAGCUUCGGACCAGAUCAGCUAAGAAAAGAAGGACAAGCACUGUGGCACGACACAGAAGUAUAACUGAUUCGUCUCAAACUCUGAGGCAAAUUGACGUCACAAAGAAGCAAAAGAAUAAGGAGACCACUAAUCUCAAUCCUGUUAUAAUGGUGGAGAAACUAAAGUUACCACUGCCAGAACAGCCACAGAAAGAAGCUGAAGCCACAAAAGUGAGAAGGAAUUUAUUUGUCCAAGAGAACCGAUCACCCACAAGAAGAAGCAGGAUGCCAAGGAGCCAGUCUGUUUCUGCAGUGGAAGGCUUGAAACAUAAACGAAGCAAGACUCACGAUGGCACUAGAGAUCAUCACAAGCUAUUAACAAAGAAGGUAACUGAGACCCCCAUGCACAAACAGAUUACCAAUAGACUGCUCUACAGGCAGAUUAAAGGCCGGUGCAGCGAGUCUACAUCUGAUAUCGGCAUUGUUGAGGAAUCUCCAGAGAAGGAUAUAAAAGAUGUGCGUAGGAGCCCCCGCAUUAAGCAGCUGUCCCUUACAAGAAGAAACUCUUCGUUCUAUGCGUCACAGCCAAAAUCACGCAAUCUGGAGAGGGUUAAUUCAGCCAGCCAGCAGCUCCUUGCUGGCCAUAUGGGAAGUGGGCACAGCAAUGAAGCAAAAACUCCUAAACGUUUACUUUUUGGUGAGGUGCUUGGAUUGACCAGUCCACCGACGAGGAAGGCGAGAAGAAAGCUACUGAAUGAUCCUGAGCUUUCGACACAGGAGAUGCCAGAAAAGCAUCAAAGGAAAACUCCAAGAAAAAUGUCACAGAAAGCGGAUUCAAACUGUGAAGAGUCAAUAGGAAGGAGGUUGUCGCAGAGAUCUCCCUGUACACCUGUACGUACUCCCAAAAGGCUUAAAACCCCUUCCAAGAGUCCACUGGAAAGGAAAAGUGCUAAAAACCUAGGAAUAUUUUUCUCCCCAUCUAAGCAAGAACAACAAUCUAUUUUGAAAUCCCCUGAAAGAAGAAGUGAACGAUUAGCGCACAUAACGCCUAGGAAAAGCGAUUCUCCAAGUAAAUGGCUUCGAUCUCCCUUAAAGACACUAAACCAACAGGUUACACCUCACAAAUGUAGAGCAGAAAGGCCACAAGACAAAGAGGUUUUCAAAAGCCCAGAGAAGACACCCAAAAGACAUUCAAACACUAAUUCUCCUGGAAAGCAAAGGCUUCAAAUGUCAUGCACCCCAAAGAAAUCCCUUCGAUUGCAAUGUUCAGAUGCAGAAACUGUUUCCACCACAAGUUAUCAACUUGGAACACCAGAGAGGUCUGUUUCACAAACGCCAAGGAAAUGUGUGGAGUGGAAGAGUUCUGUUAUAAUUCCUUUUGCUACAGAGCAUUCCCCUAGAAAACAUGCAGCUGAGGAUUCCAUGUCACCAAAAACCUCUUUCACUACAAGGUAUCAACUUCGUACACCACAAAAGUCCCUUUCGGCUAUUCAGCGAACGCCCACACCAAAGAAACACGUGGAGUGGAAGAGCUCUGUUGAGCUACCUUUACCUUCAGGGUCUACACCUAAAAAGUUAGAUCACUCGAUUAGAAAACAUGCCGCUGUGGAGGAUUCCAUGUCACCAAAAACCUCUUUCACUGCACGAUAUGAACUUCGUACACCACAAAAGUCCCUUUCAGCUAUUCAGCGAACACCCACACCAAAAAAACACGUGGAGUGGAAGAGCUCUGUUGUGCUACCUGCAGAAUCUACACCUAAAAAGUCAGAUCGCUCUCCUAGAAAACAUACAGCUGAAGAGGAUUCCAUGUCACCAAAAACCUCUUUUACUACAAGGUAUGAACUUCGAACACCUCAAAAGUCAUUUUCAUCUCUGUUGCAAACACCAAAGAAAUCGGUUGAGUGGAAGAAGUCUGUUUCUUUUCCUGCUGAAUAUACUCCUAAAAAGUCAGAUGGCUCUUGCUCCACAUCUCCAAAGACCACCAUUCUUUCCAUGCCUCCAUGCCUGCCAGUGCUUAAAACUGCUACAAUAUCACAGCCAGGCAAUAAACUGUUUCCCGAUUCAAAAAAUGGUAGUCCUCUUACCAAAAUAUUAAAUACUGGGGAAUGUACCCCUGGUAGAUAUUCUUUAGUUUCCAAACACACAUCACCUGUUCUGUCGAAAACGUUGCCAGCUGAACUUAAGGUUGUAUUGCCACGUUUGAAAAACAUUUCAGCAUGCAACAUUCCUUCGACUAAAAGUGAUGUUGUCUUGUGUGAAAGGUUGGAUGUUUCAUCCUUAGAAAGUUCAGAAGGUUCAGGAUCUUUUGUGAACACCUCACAGACAGAUGAAAGUAUUGAUAUAGCAGAAGCCAAAGUUGUGCCAACAGAAACCUGUGAUCUGAAAAUGAAACUGCUGAUUACGAGGAAGCCUUCUGAUGCUGGCAGUUUGCCAAGCACACCAAAGGGUCCAGGUAAUGUUCAGUGCACUUCACCAUACGGUCUACGCCAUACCGUUGACAGAAGGCAACGAGAAGCUGCAGCACGACUUGGCACUCCACAAAUUCAAUCUAAUUUCUUGACUCCAAAAAGUCAGAAGAAAACCAUUCCUCCCCCAAUUUAUGAAGUUCAACUUGAGAUGAGAGAGUCAGGUUUGCCUAAGCUUCGUUUUAAGAGGACAGAUUCGAACUCAACUGUUCAUAUGACCAGUGGAGUUGGAGUUGAAGACUCUCCAACUGUGUCUCGCACUAGGAAAGGAGAAGAGGUUCCUUUUGGUGAGACAUGGUGUAAUAAGCAUAUGAAGUUAGAACCGGGCUGUGCCUCUCCAUGCUUGCGGUCUUCCUACAACACGCCUGGCAAAAGUAGCCUGCAGACGUUCAUUUGCCAGUCUUACACACCUAAAAGGUGUGCUUCUAAUACUGCUUCCCCAACGCAAGCAGACGCUACAAGUCCUUGGACACCAUCCCCAAAAUACAAAGAAAAAAAUGGCAACGAUGUUAUUAAUAACUGGCCACGGAAAAAGAAAGCAUCUGCUGUGAAAGCUGCUAAUGUGCCAAAGGGAGAUAAAAAUCCGGACCAUAUAGUAAGCACAGCGUCGGCAGAAGAAGGGAGUCUAGAACAUGAUGCAAAUAAGGCUUCUCCUUUAAGUGACUUUGUGUUUGAUGGGGUCUCCAAACUUCAGGAGCUCUCUCCAGUCAUAGACUGGAAAGGUAAAAGUGAAAUUGGCGCAAUGACUUUGAAAUCUAGAAAGAGAUGCUUUGAACUCCUCUCUCCCUCAAAGGAUGCCCAGCCCAGUGGUAAACGAUCUUGUAUUUUGAGCAGUGCUGUUGAAGAUCUGGAAGAAUGUGUUAUUUCUUCAAGUCAAAGUCUAUCCUCGAACUUGAGUUUAUCACAGCAAAGUUCUGAAGAUGAUGUAUUUAGCAUUGCAGUCAUUACACCACCCACAAAGGUACCAAAAAGUUCCUUAUCUGCAAGUGGCCUGUUCUCACUUACUCAGUCACCAAUGCUGUUUAAAGGGAAAACACUGUUAUCCAAGAGAAAGAUGCAAGAUUGUGAAUCCCAGCAAAGUACUCCAGAGCAGAAAAGACCAACACUUCAGCCUAUUAACCCUGAUGACUCCCCUUUCAGCAGUGCCGCCCCUAAGCGUACCAUCAGCAGAACCUAUACACGCAAAAAGCUCAUCACAUGACAAGUUUGAUGUAAUGUUGAAAUUCAGCUGCUAAAAUAUCUACCAAGGG